AUGAGCAUAAGCCAUGUUAAGCUCUCGGCGCCUGCAGACAGCCCCAACACCGAUGGCAUCCAUAUUGGGACCUCGCGCAACAUCAAGAUAUCCAAGUCCGUCAUUGGCACGGGAGAUGACUGCGUGUCCAUGGUGUCUGGCAGCCAAUCUAUUGAGGUGAAUGGCGUCGCUUGUGGGCCUGGCCACGGCAUUAGUAUUGGGUGCUUGGGGAGAGGCCAUGAGCAUGAGUAUGUCAAGGGGAUAACUGGGCAUUCGAGCUCAGCUGUCCAAAUACAAGAUGUGACAUUCAAGAAUAUAUUUGGGGUGUCGAGCACAGAAGUGGCGGUGAAUUUGCAAUGCAGCAAGGCUAUGCCGUGCAAGAAUGUGAAGCUCAUCAACAUCGACCUUGCCUACGACGGCCCAGGGAGACGGGCCACAUCCCUUUGUUCGAAUGUCAUCGCCUCCUCUUCUGGCAAGCUCGUGCCUGGGGGAUGUAUAUAG
This is a messenger RNA of Salvia splendens (bonfire salvia), 480 nucleotides long. Its product is annotated as exopolygalacturonase clone GBGA483. The transcript has 2 exons. Gene Ontology annotation, biological process: carbohydrate metabolic process. Gene Ontology annotation, molecular function: polygalacturonase activity. The coding region runs from base 1 to 480 and encodes 159 amino acids. Lineage: Eukaryota; Viridiplantae; Streptophyta; Magnoliopsida; Lamiales; Lamiaceae. The record is from RefSeq and is a predicted model, not a curated record.